AUUUUAUUAUUCUCCUAUGCUUCUAGUUUUUUUUUUGUUCUUCUCCUACCAUUGCUUCAACGUGUAACAUAUAGGUAUCAUUACUGCACAAAUGGAGGAUUUUUAAAUUAAUUAUUUUUAAUUGAAAUGUCUAGUAUAUAUCUUAUUCUGUUAGAAAACCGUUAUAGGAUCAUAACCAGUGGCGGAACUAGCUAAGAAGCAUGUUGGUCAUUUGACCUAUAUCAAUUUUAAGAAUUAUUCAAAUUUAGGCAUAAAUUUUUAAUAUAUCUAUAUUAUUUGGUUGAGUUUCAUUAGUUUGACCCCCUUGAUAUCUAGCCAGUUUCAUAUAUAUAAAAUUUUGACCCAUUGCUUUCAAUUCCUACCUCGGCCACUGAUCAUAACGUGCAUUUCCUUGUUAAAUCCUAGUCAAGUAUAAAUGUAUAUAAUCAAUCUAGAUUCUCUUGAAUCCUAGAAACCACAAAAUUCUACAGUUACAAGAGAAUGAUUGAUCGAUAACAAAAAUCUCACAUUCGUAGUAGUUGAAGAAUUACUGAGCUAAUAUAUUUAAAAGUUAGAAUUAACAAAUUAGUUCUCAAUUGAAAAUUCAUAAUACACAAAAUUAACAAUUGAAAUCAACAUAUUGCUUUUAAAACAUCAAAAACAACAGAUUGGUUUUGUCUUAAUAUAUUUGGGGAUUAUUAGCAAAUGAAGGGCAUAUAUGUAAAAGAGCCACCGUCCAGCUCCUCCUCCUCCUAAACAUGCUCCAUCUCCUCCAUCUCUCCGACGAAAACCUCAGCAGCAUGCCCCCUUCCUCAUCCUCAUCUCUCCACCCUUGCAAACACUCUCCCUCCGCAACCCUCGACCUCCUAAUCCUCCUCCUCGUCCUCUUCUCCGCCGCCUUCCUCCUCUCCUCCUACUUCUCCUACCUCUUCCACUCCCUCUCCCUCCUCUCCUCCCACCUCCCCUCCUCCGAUCUCUCCUCCAUCCCUCCCGCCUCCUACCUCCUCGCCUUCGCCCUCUUCUUCGCCGCCUCCAUCGCCUUCCUCGACUUAUGCUGCGGGCCGAGAUCGAGAAAAUGUCGAAACCCGAGGUGCAAAGGGCUGAAGAAGGCCAUGGAGUUUGAUCUGCAGAUACAGACGGAGGAUUGCGUUAGAUCGGGGUCGGGAGGGAGCAAGGAGAUCGAUCGGUUGCCGUGGAAAGGAGGGAGCGAGGGGAAUCCUGAUUACGAGUGUUUGAGAGCUGAGCUUAGGAGGAUGGCUCCCGUUAAUGGCCGGGCUGUCUUGCUUUUCCGAUCUAGGUGUGGUUGUCCUGUUGCCAAGCUUCAAGGUUGGGGACCUAAGCGUGGUCGGCGUCAUAAAAAAUCACAAGCAAACUUGGCUCUAAAGGGAGGCAUAGACAAGCGCUGAUCAGAGAUCGAUGGGAACUCUUGAAUCUAUCAUUAUUAUUAUAGAUGUUAUCAUCACAUUCAAUGUUUGCAGAGUUCAUCUCGAAAACUAAAGAAAAUCCAUACAGCUCCGUUUACGUGGUUUUCGUUUACUUCUUUUACAUUAGAAAUGUCUCAAUACUACAAUUUGAAAUACUUUUAUUGAACGACCUUA
This is a messenger RNA of Brassica rapa (field mustard), 1577 nucleotides long. RefSeq lists its product as uncharacterized. Lineage: Eukaryota; Viridiplantae; Streptophyta; Magnoliopsida; Brassicales; Brassicaceae. The record is from RefSeq and is a predicted model, not a curated record.